AUGACUCAACAAGAUGAGCUCGAUCAAAUUAAAUCAAAAAUUCAAGAGCACUUGGUUGCCUCAGGAAACUAUGACCUUAUAAAUAAACAACUCAAACUACAAUUGUACGAGAGUGGAUGGUACGACAAAGUGGCGCAGAUUGCCAAUGAAAGGCUCAACGAAGGUGGUGAUAAAAAGAAGUUGGAGACGAAAAACUUGAAUGAUUUGUAUGCAUACGUUAGGCCGAAAGCAGAGGAAUCAGUACCUCCGGAAGUGAAGGAGAAUAUAAAGAAGAAAAUUGAGGAAUAUUUGGAUGGAAUUAUACAGUGA
Molecule: messenger RNA, 309 nt
Organism: Lodderomyces margitis
Lineage: Eukaryota; Fungi; Ascomycota; Pichiomycetes; Serinales; Debaryomycetaceae
Exons: 1
Coding region: 1-309 (102 amino acids)
Biological process (GO): regulation of transcription by RNA polymerase II; poly(A)+ mRNA export from nucleus; positive regulation of DNA-templated transcription
Cellular component (GO): DUBm complex; nuclear pore; SAGA complex
Molecular function (GO): chromatin binding; transcription coactivator activity
Source: RefSeq, a predicted model, not a curated record